This is a messenger RNA of Sorex fumeus (smoky shrew), 3255 nucleotides long. RefSeq names its product vacuolar protein sorting 4 homolog B (gene VPS4B). Bases 207 to 1541 code for a protein of 444 amino acids. Gene Ontology annotation, biological process: endosomal transport; vacuole organization. Lineage: Eukaryota; Metazoa; Chordata; Mammalia; Eulipotyphla; Soricidae. The transcript has 11 exons. The record is from RefSeq and is a predicted model, not a curated record. Gene Ontology annotation, molecular function: ATP hydrolysis activity; ATP binding.
GAGAGGCGGGUCGGGCCUGCGUCGGCGCGCGGAGCGGUGCAGUCCGGGCCGGGCUGCGUCCGGAGGGAGGCGGCCGUCGGGGUUCGAGCGCCGCCGCGCCUGCACUCGGUUGGUUGGGGGCCGCCCGGCCGGCGUCGCCGCCGCCGCCCUCGGCCGCCGCGCGCGCCGUCCCUGCCCCCGGGACGCGCCGCCGAGCUGCCUCCGCCAUGGCCGCCACGUCGUCCAACCUGCAGAAAGCGAUUGAUCUCGCCAGCAAAGCGGCCCAGGAAGACAAGGCCGGGAACUACGAGGAGGCCCUGCAGCUGUACCAGCACGCCGUGCAGUAUUUCCUCCACGUGGUCAAGUAUGAAACACAGGGAGAUAAAGCCAAACAAAGUAUCAGGGUAAAGUGCACAGAAUAUCUUGAUAGAGCGGAAAAACUAAAGGAGUACCUGAAAAAGAAAGAGAAGAAACCCCAGAAGCCAGUGAAAGAGGGACAGCCAAGCCCAGCUGAGGAGAAGGGGAAUGACAGUGAUGGAGAAGGAGAAUCUGAUGAUCCUGAAAAAAAGAAACUACAGAAUCAACUUCAAGGUGCCAUUGUUAUAGAGCGGCCAAAUGUGAAAUGGAGCGAUGUCGCUGGUCUCGAAGGAGCCAAAGAAGCACUGAAAGAAGCUGUGAUAUUGCCCAUUAAAUUCCCUCAUCUUUUUACAGGCAAGAGAACCCCUUGGAGGGGGAUCCUGUUGUUCGGGCCGCCUGGGACGGGAAAGUCUUACUUAGCCAAAGCUGUAGCCACAGAAGCCAACAACUCAACGUUCUUUUCAAUAUCUUCUUCUGACCUGGUUUCUAAGUGGCUCGGUGAAAGUGAAAAGUUAGUCAAGAACUUAUUCCAACUUGCCAGGGAGAACAAACCUUCCAUUAUCUUCAUUGAUGAAAUUGAUUCUCUUUGUGGUUCAAGAAGCGAAAAUGAGAGCGAAGCAGCGCGUAGGAUUAAGACCGAAUUCUUGGUUCAAAUGCAAGGGGUUGGUGUGGACAAUGAUGGAAUUUUGGUUCUUGGAGCUACAAAUAUACCCUGGGUUCUGGACUCUGCCAUUAGGCGAAGAUUUGAGAAGCGAAUAUAUAUUCCUUUGCCUGAGCCCCACGCCCGAGCGGCAAUGUUUAAACUGCACUUGGGGGCCACUCAGAACAGUCUCACAGAAGCGGACUUCCGAGAACUCGGAAAGAAAACGGAUGGUUAUUCCGGGGCAGACAUCAGCAUCAUCGUGCGCGACGCACUGAUGCAGCCUGUUCGCAAGGUGCAGUCGGCCACCCACUUUAAGAAGGUUUCUGGACCUUCUCGAGCUGACCCUAACAAUAUAGUUGAUGAUCUGCUGACGCCUUGUUCUCCUGGCGACCCUGGGGCCAUAGAAAUGACCUGGAUGGAUGUUCCUGGGGACAAACUCUUGGAGCCUGUUGUUAGCAUGUCCGAUAUGUUGCGGUCCCUCUCGAGCACGAAGCCCACCGUCAAUGAGCAGGACUUGUUGAAACUGAAGAAGUUUACGGAAGAUUUCGGCCAGGAAGGCUAGAGCAGAGGCUGCAAGGAAGACCCUUACCAUAUAUGUUCUUUCUGUUGUAGGUAUUUUUGCCUUUCUUGGCUGACAUUCAGAUUACUCGCAGUAAAACUCGCCGUCCGUCCACAGGGGAAUAUAGCUCUGACUUCAGCGGUUCCUUUCAGUUUAAUCUGUGCUUUUGUUCCAUUACCUAUUUGGUGGCACCUGUUGUUAUACCCGAUUCUAGAGGAGGGGGCUUAUGAGGAAAUGAAUGCUUUAUCAAUGGCAAGAAGAGAAAUUACCCAGUUAAAAAGACCAUUAAAGUUGACUUGCGAUGCAAAUAUUUAAAAUUGUUAUAAAUGGUGAUCUUUGCAAGCAGUUUCUUUUUUAAGCUAGAAUAAUAAGGCUGUAUUUCAUAUUUUUACAAAUAGUCUUAGGCAUCGUUCUUCUCAAUGUAAAAUUUUGUUCACUUCUUACGAAAACGUAAAUGCUAGCAUCUUUAUUCUCAGGGAUGGGCAAUAAACAGAAAAGAGCACUGUGAUUGGGUUAAAGAUAACUGAUGUGUGUUUCAGUUCAGGCUCUGAAUAAAUCCUUAGGACAAAUUGAUGUUUAUCUCUGUAGAUUUAAAUAAUUUGUUUAAAAGCAGCAGGCUUUUAUAUUUAACUAAAUACCUUUCACUGUGCAAUCUCAAGAGAAAGACUUUCUAAAUUAGGCAUUGUCUUUAUCUUGAAGAAAUUUGUCUAUUUCAGUGUCUUUUACUAGCAAGAUUGACCAAAACCGGUGGAUAAUAUGUACUUUUUAAACAACUUUGUUAUGAAAUACUGUAAUGGAAAAACCUUUGCUAAAAAGAUUGACCUCUUUGAAUUGUGGGAAAUUCAUUGUGUGAUGUUGCAGUAUGUGUGUGUAUGUGUAUAUAUCUAUAUAUACAUAAAAUUUUUUUAAAUAUAUAGAAUAGCAAGGGUCUUGUCUUCUAUCUUUUAAGUUCAGGGAAUGUUUUUUUCCUGGCCCACACAUACAGUAUCAUUGUGAUGCUUCUUGAAGCUUUGGAGUUGAGCUGAUGUCUCCUUAAAUAAUAAAAUACAAACUUGAUAUUAUAUUAUUUUAAUAUCUUCAAAUAAGUAAUCUGAGGGUGUGUAUUACACACUUUAGCAUCAGCACUAAGUUGUGCCUUGUAUAUUUGCAUUGACUAAACUUGCAGAACAUUAAUUUAGCUAGAAUAAGGUAGAUUCCUAAAUUCUACCUUACAAAUGCUAUAGAAUUCACUUGCAUUUUUAAAUAUAUUUGCACAUUUACAUGUUAUGCAACUUGGUUGCCUUUGGAUCUUCUGUACAGAUUUUUUUGUUGAUAUUAAAUGGAAAUCAUAGGCGUGAAAAAUACUGUUCUUAUGUGAAGUAAAUUUAUAUAAUCUUCAAUUGGCUAAUCUUCUGUGUAUGCUUCCUUUUUUUUGGAGAUCUGUAUAAUAUAAAGUAACUGUCUUAAGUGAUUACACAGAAAUUAUUAAAAGUCAUUAAGAUACAAAAAUCUAAUUUCCAGCAGUUUUGAAGUGAGAACUAGGAAUUGGUUUGGUAGACUAACUCUAAAUUCUUUGUGGUUGUCUUGUAGGUAGUUUAUAUCCUGUGCUUGCAGCAGAAUUAUGCAGGCAAUCUUGCUAUUAGUUGCAUCGUUUGGAAAAUCAGUAGUUAUAUUUACAGUAUUCUACUUACAUUGAUGAAGCACCUGACCGAAUAGUAUGGAAGUAUUGACUUAGAGG